AUAACGGCAGAUCGCAAUCAUUCGAACCACCUCUCACACACAUCCCACCCCCCGCUUCUCUCUCUCUUCCUUCACAAGAAGUCAAAAACCAAUCUCUGAUUUCGAUGCUCCCCUAAAACUCCGACAAGACAAUGGCGACAUCCGGUGAACCCCACGCUCCGUUAGGGCACCAUCUCUGGCCAUCGUUCAACUUCAAAGCCUACUGCGACGUCGCCGCCUCCGGCGGCUUUCAGCCCGACUUCCUGUUCCGAGAUUACGUCACCAGACAGAUCAACGUGCUGCUGUGGAUCUCUCUCAUCUCCAUCACCGCUCUAUUGCUCCGUAAACUCACCGGUAUUCUCAGACUGUGGACCCAAGCCAAGCUCAUCCCUGGCCCGCCUUGCCCCUCCUCCUUCUACGGUCACUCCAAGCUCAUUUCUGGAUCCAAUUUAACGGACCUUUUAUCAAAGUCACAUGAGGAAUACGGGCCAGUUGUCAAGCUGUGGUUAGGCCCUACUCAGCUUCUAGUGUCAAUAAAAGAACCAGAACUUAUCAAAGAGAUGCUCUUGAAGGCUGGGGAUAGAUUGCCAUUGACAGGUAGAGCGUUCCGCUUAGCCUUUGGACGAUCAAGCCUCUUUGUGUCCUCUUUUAACGAGGUACAGGAAAGGAGGGAAUUAUUGGCAACAGAACUAGAUGGGAAAAUGCUUGAGAGAGGAAAUGUGAUGCCAACGAAAGUUGUUGAUUUUGUGAUGGAAAGAAUUCAAGAUCUCAAGGUCAAAGGAAGUUUAGACUGUAAAACAGUUUCUGACCACUUAGCUUUUACCCUCUUGGGAGCUACUCUCUUUGGGGAUGCAUUUUUGGCUUGGUCUAAGGCAACUGUGUAUGAAGAUCUUCUCAAGAUGGUUGCCAAGGAUGCUUGUUUUUGGGCCUCUUACAUAAUUAUUCCCUUCUGGAAACUAGGAUUUUGGAGGUACCAGUAUUUGUGUACAAGGUUGAAAUCACUGACUCAGGAUAUUCUCCAAUACUGCAAACAAAAUAACAAGCUAUUCUGCCAAAUGGAUCAAACCCCUCAUGAUCAAACAAGAAAUGGAGGAGGGGAAGCCUCAUCUGAUGCAUCACAUUCCCCUAACACGCUGAUGCCAGAUAACUUAUUGUUACAGGUGCUCGAUGGUCAUCACAAUGCAGGAGAACCAUGUGGAACAAAAAUGAGUGUGAUGUUCCAUGGUUACUUAACUACCGCAGGUCUGAUUGCUAAUAUCAUAGCCAGGCUUGCAGCAAACCCAGAAUUGCAAGAAACGAUUCACUCUGAGGUACUUAUGGCACUUAAAGACCAACAAAGCGUUGAAAAGAUGGCCUUUCUACUGGCUACUGUUUAUGAAUCUUCCCGUCUUCUUCCAGCUGGGCCCUUGCUGCAAAGAUGUUCUUUAAAACAUGAUUUAAAUCUUAAAACAGGUGUGACGAUACCAGCUGGAGCCAUUCUUGUGGUGCCGUUACAGUUGGUUCAAAUGGAUGAGUCCACAUGGGGUAGUGAUGCUGGUCAGUUUAAUCCACGCCGACAUCUGUCUAAUGCUGAAAAGAAAUCUGAUUCAGUCCAUCUAACUUCCUUUUCAGAUAAACUUGUGGAUGUGGGACAGGACUCCUAUGUUCUUAAUGACCCAAAUAAAAAUGCUGCAUUUCUUCCUUUUGGAUCUGGUACCCGGGCCUGUCUUGGCCAGAAAUGUGUAGUCCUUGGAGUUGCUGCAUUGUUUGCAUCAUUGCUUGAACGCUACGAGAUAAGGCUUCAUCAAGGAUCCGAGAAUGAACCAAGUCCAAUGAUGAACAACCGUGCUCUUCAGCUUCUCCCCAGUCCCAAAAUAGUUUUUGUCAAGAGGGGAUAGUUGAAUGAAUGAAGGAGAAAGUCUCCCUUUUAGAUGGCUCUUUUCUCCUUUUUUCCCCCUUAGAGUGAUUGGGAAUGGGUUUUUGUUUUUCCUUUUCUUUUGGGAUCAUUCAGUAAUCAGAAUGGAGGAGCAUACAAGCAUGUUUCACACAUGGUUUUUAUCCUCCCUGAUAUGAAUGUCCCAAAUGUUGUCUUCCAUACGAUGAACGGUUUUGGUGGGGAGGACAUGACCAUAGCGCACAGCAAUCAUGUUUUUUCACCAGCGAUUCAAAUAGCCCAAGUGCUGUCUUGACCCAAUGAUGGUUCUGUGAUUAGUUUUCGAAGCAUUGGGCUAUCUGCUGCAGUGGAUCCGUCUGUGGUUUUCUUCCCCAUCUUUUAAUUUUGUGGUGUUUUCUGUUCCCUUUUCCAGUUUUUCUCUCCCAAAGGGGGUUGAUAGCUUGUGAUGCUUUCUGAGUAUAGCUAUGAUGUACACUUGUUUGUACCAUAUUCUGUACUUGGUAUUUGAAUCCCCGAGUUACUAAUAAAAGUUUGCGACGAUACUUUCA
Messenger RNA from Rhododendron vialii, 2400 nucleotides. RefSeq names its product cytochrome P450 71A14-like. The coding region runs from base 132 to 1856 and encodes 574 amino acids. Gene Ontology annotation, molecular function: monooxygenase activity; oxidoreductase activity, acting on paired donors, with incorporation or reduction of molecular oxygen; iron ion binding. The transcript is spliced from 7 exons. Lineage: Eukaryota; Viridiplantae; Streptophyta; Magnoliopsida; Ericales; Ericaceae. The record is from RefSeq and is a predicted model, not a curated record.